This is a messenger RNA of Lasiodiplodia theobromae, 1890 nucleotides long. Its product is annotated as System protein b. Lineage: Eukaryota; Fungi; Ascomycota; Dothideomycetes; Botryosphaeriales; Botryosphaeriaceae. Bases 1 to 1890 code for a protein of 629 amino acids. The record is from RefSeq and is a predicted model, not a curated record. The transcript has 3 exons.
AUGUUUGCAUUCGGUGGCAGCAGCUCUCUCCUGGCUGGAAGACACGAUUCGACGCAGGAGCGGGCCCCGCCUGAGCUGCCCACGCCUGUGAAGUUUCCAAACUUCCAGCCCCCGGCCCACAAGCCCGUAGCAUGGGCGAAGGACGGCGAUCCUCCGGCCCUGUUGCAGCACUUCGCACGGAUCAAGAAGCCCUCUGAUAUCACCGUUGACCAGUUCCUCGGUUUAAACAUCUCCCUAGAGCCCGAGACCAGCAUCGAGGACUUGCUCGCUAUUUUGCCCGGGGUCACCUCGUACGCAGUCCCUCAGGAUUGGACAGAACUUCCGCCCGAUGGUGCCCCUGUUCAGGCUCCAGUGCAGCAAGCGGAAGGCCCAAAGCGCCUCUUGAGCAAUGGCAGGCCCUAUCCUGGUCGGGAGGAUUUUGCCAUACGCCUCAGGGAGCUACUGCUCGACAAUCAUGACGCUUUCUCCGCUCUGACGCGUACUCCCCAGAACAAGGAGAAGAAGCCGCCACGUCUGGCCCACUAUCGAAAGUUCUGGGAGGGCCUCGACAACAUGGCCUACUACUGGGACACUAGUCUGGACGAGUACAUCCCUCCCAAACACGCAGAGGAGCCCAGCCAGACCGAGGCCGCCGAUGCGGCCGAGACCUCCGGAGACAAGACGUCAGACGCCGUUGAGUCUAAGGAGGCAGCGCGGCUCGAGGCUACGCACAUAGAUGAGUCCGUAGCCCGUAAGAAGGCCAAGACCGCGCCAUCCGCCUCCUCCGGAACUGAGCCCAGCAGCAACACCACCACUGCGGCCUCGGACCAGUCUCAGCCCAUCAACCUUGCCCAACGCCCAGCCACCACGCCAGCCAAGCUAGAAGCCACCAGGCCGGCGCCCAGCGCGCCUAACAACGGCGGCGGCAGCAGCAACAGGCCCGCCGGCACGUACAAGGGCCUCCGCAUCGGCACGGGCAGCGGCAUGCCGGACGGUUACCGCGUCGACACGGUGCGCUCCUUCGUCGAGCCCGUGGCGUGGUGCUUCGGGAUGAACAUCGCGCCGCACCGCCGGCCGCCGGCCCUGCAGAUCCGCAACCUGCGCGUGCCCGUUCGUGUCAGCGCCGCCGUCUGGCGCAGCAGCACCGACCGCAUGAAGGCGCGUCAGGGCUUCGUCCACGGACCCGCCGCCGGCAUGCGCGUCGCCGACUACGUUGACUUCGGCGGCAAUGGUAAGGUGCCCGGCAGCAGUGGAGAUAGCCAGCACGAGGCGUUGCUGGACAUUAUGCGUGAGAUCGGAUCGUUGCUGUAUAUCGCUCAGGAACGCACUCGCGAGGGCCGCACCGAGCAGAAGCCCGGCGAGGGUAAGUGGUGGACCACCGUUCCCAGGUGGGGAGGUGGCAAAGGUGGCGAGGUCGGCGAGGCUCGUGGUGAAGACAGCGGCGAAUCUGCGCCUAAAUCUGACAAGGAGGAGAGGCCCAGUCGUAGUGGCAGGAGGCCGACGAAGAAGAAGACGGCCGCCGAGAUCUGGGCGGAGAUCAAGCCUGGCAUCGGGUACUGGGAUCCCAAGGUCGAGUACGAGGCCAUCGGGAAGGACAGGAGCUCGGAAUGGGACGAUGUUUUCAGCGUCUCUUCGGUAAACACGCACAUGGCUCUGCUCCAUCUGCGCGUCCACCCAGCAUACGUCUCAUGGAUUGAGACAGGUGAGCUGCCAUCCCCGCUUCCGGCUGAUGAGGACUGGUGUCGGCCGGUACUUCGCCGUUCCCGUUGGUAUGACUUCUUCAACACGGAGGACCGUAUCGAGGCUACAAAAGGCCUUUGGAUGCUGUUCGGAUGGAUGGCCCGUCCGCAAGAGGUGCUAGGGGAGAACGGCGUCAAGAAGGGAGAAGACGUCGUCAUGAAGGAUGCGUGA